AUGAGACAGCUUAUGAGACGCAUUAAGGAAUAUAAACGACUAGAGGAUAACCAGUUGCAAAGUAAAGGCAAAGCACUGAUGAUAAAUCGUCCCCGGCAAAGUGGUUUUCCGUUCAUAUCUCAAAGGGGCUUGAUGAUUCAAGAACCGGUAACACAAAUGAGAGAAGUAAAUGUGACAUUUAAGGAACCGUGCCAAGUGUUGAAGGAUCACCUCGGGCAAUUGGUUAAGGCCGAGCAUUUAAAGGAAUUUGUGCUGGACUCGGGGAACAGAGUUGCAAGGAAAGAUACUCGGCAAAGGGGGAAUCCUCUUCCACCCCCUUUAGGGGUGAUUGAAGUUAUCCAUGCUGCCCUAGAGGGGCUCAUUGCAGGAAGAAGGAAAGGAGUGUUGACUAUAGUACCAGUAGAGAGCUGCUGGGACGUACAACCGCCGGAGAAGAAAAUGAGGUCUGCACGGGAGCCUGUCGCAUUCGAUGAUGACGAUUUGGAGGGAAUAAUCCAACCAUAUGAUGACGCAUUAGUGGUCACAGUCCGGAUAAGUGGCUUCUUGGAAAAAAGGGUAAUGGUAGACUAA
Messenger RNA from Quercus lobata, 570 nucleotides. RefSeq lists its product as uncharacterized. NCBI's taxonomy places the organism in Eukaryota, Viridiplantae, Streptophyta, Magnoliopsida, Fagales, Fagaceae. The record is from RefSeq and is a predicted model, not a curated record. Bases 1 to 570 code for a protein of 189 amino acids. The transcript is spliced from 2 exons.